Capra hircus (goat) is the source of this 1549-nucleotide messenger RNA. RefSeq names its product DTW domain containing 1 (gene DTWD1). The transcript has 6 exons. Gene Ontology annotation, cellular component: nucleus. The coding region runs from base 175 to 954 and encodes 259 amino acids. Gene Ontology annotation, biological process: tRNA modification. The record is from RefSeq and is a predicted model, not a curated record. Gene Ontology annotation, molecular function: tRNA-uridine aminocarboxypropyltransferase activity. NCBI's taxonomy places the organism in Eukaryota, Metazoa, Chordata, Mammalia, Artiodactyla, Bovidae.
CUGGUGUCUCCCGGAAAGCGCUCCGCCGCGGCCAGGCGGGACCAGGGCCGGGCGCGCACCUUGGGCUCCGGCGGAGCGGAAGACGCGUGGAGCUGUGCGAGGACUCGCGGGCUGUGCAGUGCAUCUACAAUAUGUGUUUUAGAAAUAAAAGUUAAACUUUGAUUUGAAUGAAAAAUGUCUCUCAGUGCACCUAUAUUUCUCAAAGAAAGGGAAGAAGAUAAUUCAAAAUUUGUGGAAAUACAGCAGUCACAAACUACAUGCAUAGCUGCAGAAGAUCCUCUUCAAAACUUAUGCUUAGCAUCUCAAGAAGUUCUUAAAAAAGCUCAGCAAAAUGGAAGAUCAAAAUGUCUCAAGUGUGGUGGUUCAAGAAUGUUCUACUGCUAUACAUGUUACGUCCCAGUUGAAAAUGUACCUGUUGAACAGAUACCACAUGUGAAGCUACCAUUGAAGAUUGACAUCAUUAAACAUCCGAAUGAAACAGAUGGCAAAAGCACUGCUGUACAUGCAAAACUCUUAGCACCUGAAUUUGUAAAUAUUUAUACAUAUCCAUGUAUUCCAGAAUAUGAAGAAAAGGACCAUGAAGUUGCACUUGUAUUUCCUGGACCUAAGUCUGUUUCAGUAAAAGAUAUUUCUUUUCAUCUGCAAAAAAAGAGUCAAAAUAGCGUUAGAGGCAAAAAUGAUGACCUUGAUAACCCAUCCAUUAAACGCAAGAAAACUGAAGAACAGGAUUUGAAUGACAGCAAAUGCAAAGACACAACACUGAAAAAAAUUGUAUUCAUAGAUAGCACCUGGAACCAAACAAACAAAAUAUUCACUGAUGAGAGGCUUCAAGGGUUGCUACAAGUUGAGUUGAAAACAAGAAAAACUUGCUUUUGGCGCCAUCAAAAAGGAAAGCCAGAUACCUUCCUUUCCACAAUUGAAGCUAUUUACUACUUUUUGGUGGCAAAACUUUGACUUAGAAUGAAGCCAGCAAAAGAAACAGCGGAGAGAUAAAAAAGACUUGAGUCCUGAGGACAUCAUUUAAUCAUCUAAUCUAGCUGCUUGUGAAUGGAGCCCUACUGUGCUGAAUACCUUCUGUUUGCCCUCUGGAUCUGCCUUUCAGCCUUUCCCAUUCUGCUCUCUGCUCUGUGAGGUAGGUCCCCUUGCCCAUUGGCUUUUGGUUGGGAUCAGCAAACAGAAGGACCAGCAGUAGGUUGAAAGUUGAAAGGAAAAUGAAAUUGUGGUGUUUAUCUCCCUGGCUGCUUUGCUGCCAGGCCACCAUGGGUGGCUGUGUCCCUUUACUGAAGGUCAUCUUACCAGGCAUCCUUUUCCCAGCAGUUAUUCCAGUUCAUUUCAGACCCAUGCUUCCUCCUUUUACCCCUUUUCAUUUACGUAGUAAGGUCUCCUAGGUGUUCCUAGCCCCAGAGUAGGUCAUUUACACCUUGGUUUUCCAAAACUCUGCCUGUACCUUUGUAAAUAGUGACUUUUGUACGCUGUUCAGUCGCUAAGUCGUUUCCGACUCUCUCCAGCCCCACAGACUGUAGCCUGUUAGGCUUCCUUGUCCGUAGUA